Eptesicus fuscus (big brown bat) is the source of this 2738-nucleotide messenger RNA. RefSeq names its product retinoid X receptor beta (gene RXRB). Gene Ontology annotation, molecular function: zinc ion binding; nuclear receptor activity; nuclear steroid receptor activity. The coding region runs from base 115 to 1725 and encodes 536 amino acids. The record is from RefSeq and is a predicted model, not a curated record. The transcript is spliced from 10 exons. Gene Ontology annotation, biological process: retinoic acid receptor signaling pathway; positive regulation of transcription by RNA polymerase II; cell differentiation. NCBI's taxonomy places the organism in Eukaryota, Metazoa, Chordata, Mammalia, Chiroptera, Vespertilionidae. Gene Ontology annotation, cellular component: nucleus; RNA polymerase II transcription regulator complex.
UCGGUUCAGGCCACAGUCUUUUUCUCUAGGGCUGCAUCGUGCUCAGCUGGCCCCUCAAUCAACCCUGGGGGAUCUCUGGUACCACUUCGGUAUCCCGCCACUCAGUCUGGAAUCAUGUCUUGGGCUGCUCGCCCGCCCUUCCUCCCCCAGCGGCAUGCCGCAGGGCAGUGUGGGCCGGUGGGGGUGCGAAAAGAAAUGCAUUGUGGGGUCGCGUCCCGGUGGCGGCGGCGACGGCCCUGGCUGGAUCCUGCAGCGGCGGCGGCGGCGGCGGCAGCCGGAGAACAACAAACCCCGGAGCCGGAGCCGGGGGAGACUGGACUGGACGCGAUGGGCGACAGCGGGCGGGACUCCCGAAGCCCAGACAGUUCCUCCCCAAAUCCCCUUUCCCAGGGUGCUCCGCCCCAUUCUCCUCCUGGGCCACCUCUACCCCCUUCAGCAGCCCCUUCCCUUGGAGGCUCUGGGGCCCCACCCCCACCCCCGAUGCCACCCCCUCCCCUGGGCUCCCCCUUCCCUGUCAUCAGCUCUUCCAUGGGCUCCCCUGGCCUGCCCCCUCCAGCUCCCCCAGGAUUCUCCGGGCCUGUCAGCAGCCCCCAGAUUAACUCAACAGUGUCGCUCCCUGGGGGUGGGUCUGGCCCCCCUGAAGAUGUGAAGCCACCAGUCUUAGGGGUCCGGGGCCUGCACUGUCCACCCCCUCCAGGUGGCCCUGGGGCUGGCAAACGGCUAUGUGCAAUCUGCGGGGACCGAAGCUCAGGCAAGCACUACGGCGUUUACAGCUGCGAGGGCUGCAAAGGGUUCUUCAAGCGCACCAUUCGUAAGGACCUGACCUAUUCGUGCCGGGACAACAAGGACUGCACGGUGGACAAGCGCCAGCGGAACCGCUGUCAGUACUGCCGCUACCAGAAGUGCUUGGCCACGGGCAUGAAGAGGGAAGCGGUACAGGAGGAACGGCAACGGGGGAAGGACAAGGACGGGGAUGGGGAGGGGGCUGGGGGAGCCCCCGAGGAGAUGCCUGUGGACAGGAUCCUGGAGGCAGAGCUUGCUGUGGAGCAGAAGAGUGACCAGGGCGUUGAGGGUCCUGGGGGAACCGGGGGUAGCGGCAGCAGCCCAAAUGACCCUGUGACUAACAUCUGUCAGGCAGCUGACAAACAGCUCUUCACGCUUGUUGAGUGGGCGAAGAGGAUCCCACACUUUUCCUCCCUGCCUCUGGAUGACCAGGUCAUAUUGCUACGGGCAGGCUGGAAUGAGCUCCUCAUUGCCUCCUUCUCCCAUCGAUCCAUUGAUGUCCGAGAUGGCAUCCUCCUCGCCACAGGUCUUCACGUGCACCGCAACUCAGCCCAUUCUGCAGGCGUGGGAGCCAUCUUUGAUCGGUCCCUCUCCAGGGUGCUGACAGAGCUAGUGUCCAAAAUGCGUGACAUGAGGAUGGACAAGACAGAGCUUGGCUGCCUGAGGGCAAUCAUUCUGUUCAAUCCAGACGCCAAGGGCCUCUCCAACCCCAGCGAGGUGGAGGUCCUGCGGGAGAAAGUGUACGCGUCCCUGGAGACCUAUUGCAAACAGAAGUACCCUGAGCAGCAGGGACGGUUUGCUAAGCUGCUGCUACGUCUUCCUGCUCUCAGAUCCAUUGGCCUUAAGUGUCUAGAGCAUCUGUUUUUCUUCAAGCUCAUUGGUGACACCCCCAUCGACACCUUUCUCAUGGAGAUGCUCGAGGCGCCCCACCAGCUGGCCUGAGCCCCGACACAGACAUGGUGCUUCCCACACUUGAGGAGUGCACAUCGAGGGGGACUCCAAGCCUUGGGGCAGGGUGGGGAGGGGCCGUGUGCCUGGAGCGUUGGUGGGGUGAGGACUAGGGAGCAGGACUGAGACCUCUAGGGGAUCCAUCAACCCUCCAAGGGGUUCGCUUGAUAUCCCAAGUCAGAGGGGACCCCAGACUCUUGUGAGAGCUGGACCUCUUCCUUCAGUGGCCGCGAGUCUCUGAGUUUGUCGGGGUCUGCCGUGACGGGUGAGUUCUCACCUGCCCGGAGUGCUCUUCCCCAGCACACAGCACUGGCCUUGCUCCGGGGCCUUGCUCCCUUCUCCUCUUGCCUCACUUAGCUCCCUGUCUGGAGAGUGGAUAUGGGAACUCUCCCAGAGAUGGAUAUCGGGGGGCAGGCCCCCCAGAGUGAUGGACAUGGGAGUAGGGCUCCGACAGGCCUCCCUCUAGCCAAGUCUGGCAGAUGGGGGCUCCUCUGUCACCGCCCCCUGUCCGGAUCACCUCUCGCACGUCACCUGCAGUCAGACUGGAAAAUAAGGUGGUGGUGGUGAAGGGGUGGGUGGAGAUGUAGAAACCCAUCUGCUAUUUUUAAUUUCCUCUGAGGAUAGAGAUUUACAGUUAGACUCAAAGAAGUACUGUACUGUCCCAGGUCGACUAAGAUGCCAGUGGUGGAGGUGGAAUUUGGGAAAGGCAGGGCCUCAAGACGGUGGCCCUCGGGCUCUUGAAGCACUGGCCUCACCCCUCGCCCAUCUCGUCCUGUCUAACGGGGGAAGGGGCCUGGGCCGCGGUGGCGGGGGCUUCCCCAGCCCUGGGCGCACCCUGUAGGCUGGGGACACAGCCCGGCCUGCUCGUUGAGGGGAGGUGGCGGGCCUGUAGAGAUGGGGUGCCGGGGCUGCAUGAUUUUUGCCCUGCAGCUCUUCUCUCUGGGGUUUCUUUCCCUCUUUCACUCACGUAUAAAAUCGCUUUCAAAUUAAAAACGCUGUUUUCUGGA